AUGAAAACAAAUCAACCUAAAAAGUUAAAUGAUGAGCAAGUUUACUUCGACUUCAAUACAGAGACUACACCAAUGUCUACUAAAAAUAUACCACUGCUGAACAAAAACCUGAUCUCUGCAGGAGGUUGCGGGAAAGUUCAAAAUGAAGACAGCUGUAAAUAGCAGGUGCAAAGCAGUAGUCUAAUCUCAAUACAAAACUCUGCUAUGAGUUAUUGUCAAUAAUAGUAAAUUAAUAAUGGCUCCUUUCUCACUAAUGCAAAUUUAAAAGUUCAAAAAAAGAACAGCACUAACAAUACUAAUCUUGCAGGAGGUAUUGUUGCUUCAUAGAAUAAUCCCAAUGUCAAAAUUAAUCAAAAUAGAGAGGGUUCUGUGGUCUCUGAUAAGGCAAAUAAUAGUUUGAUAAAAUUGAAAUCACGUAAUAGACCAAAUGAAAAUUUAAAUGCAGGUGGAGAUACUACCUAAAAUAGGCUUAAAUACCAAGCUAUGUUAGAGAAUUAUACCCAAAACUCUAAUGCUCGAAUAAUACUUCCUAACCAAGAUAACAGAAGUUUCCAACCUUCAUGUGGAAAAGUUAUUUAAGAAACUUGGUAAAGUGUGAAAGCCUCGAAUAAUUUAAAUGAGAGCAACGCCAGUCUAGAAAGGCAAAUAUCUGAUAAUAUUUAAUGUCAAUAAAUGUAACAUUAGAAUUAGUAAUCAUCUUAAACAAGAAAAGAGAAAAUUGAAUCGAUUAAAGAGCUAUAGAAGAUGAUCAUGGCGAACGAACCGUAAUCAUGUUAGAAUAAAUUGUAAAAGGACAAACCUAUGUUACUCAAGAAUUUUCAGCAAACUCAGAAAUAAUCUAAUUCCUAAGUUGCAACACCUAAGUAUCUUAAAUUCAAGCAGUAAACAACCACAAAUCCUAACAAAAACAUAAAUAGCUUUGUGACCACCACUUAAACACAAUAAAAUAACGUACCGUUGAAGCGGUAAGAUUCUUCAUAAUAAGAAAGGCUCCAAUAAGAUACAAGUCAACACAAAAGCCCAAUGCAAUAACAAAAAGGGGGAAUUCAAACUUUAAAUAAGGUCUCCAUCAGAAACUCAUCUCAUAAAUUAAGAGAUUACAAUGUAAGUAGUACUCUUGAAACAUCUUGGAUUUUUUCGAAUGAAAAGGGCAAAAUGCCUUAGAAUAAAUCUGCUGAGGAAGAAAGGGAUGAAAUGUCGACGACCAUCAAUUGUACAACUAAUAAUGAAGCCUCCAUGUUUCCUGAGGAGAUUUUUCCUAAUUAAAAUUAGUGUUCACCAGUACAAAAUCUGAGUAUGAUUUAUUAAAACUUUCAAAGUUAAUAGUAAAAUCCUCCAACUCAAUUAUUGUAACAACCAUGUUAAUCAAAACCUUCAAAAUAAGUAUAAAUUAACACUAACUCAGCUGGAUAGAGGGCAAGCAGCAUGAUUAAAAAAUCAGUGAAUUCCUUAAGAAGUGUAAAGAAUUAAAACUCAUAAUCACCUAAGAAUAAUUAAUCAGAUCUUUCUUAGGCAAAUCAAAGUUUUCAGUUUGCUUACAAUACUUCUAAUUCUUAAAUCGCCAAUAAUAGGCAAGAAAGUAUAUCGAAAAUUCCUAAAAGUUCAAAUUAAAUUGGAGAUUCUGCAAAUAAUCUUUGUAUGACAUUGGAGAUUAAAAAAAAUGAAAUUGUAAAGCAUUCUUAGAAUCCUCAAAAUAUUGACGAUUUUAAGCCAAUGAGUACCUAAAUGAAAUAGUCUAAGCAGUUUCUCUUUAAUCAAUAAUAAAAGGGAGGAGUUAAGGCUGCUUCUUCUAACAAACAAUCAUCUUAAUAAAUAAUUAAGAAGAGAUCCAGUAAUAGAAGUAGUAGAAGUAACUCAGUCAAAAAAGAACAGAUAAAUAUUUAGCCUGUCUCAAAUAAGAAAAGACUAACUGAGCAGAAUGCUCACAGUAAAAAGCCCUAAAGAUAAAUUCUACUUAAGAACAAUUUUAUGUGUAUUACUGAUUAAGCCAAUGCAUAUGAUGGCGAUGUUUCGAGCAUUUACCAACAGCCAAAGAAAAAACCAUAGUCAGCCGCAUUAAACAAUAAGCUCGAACUAAACAUUAAAGGAUCAUAAGCCACUAUUGAACAAGAUAUAGAAUUUGGCAUAAUUUAAAAUAUCCAAGAUUUUGCAGUUGGAGGAGUAUAGGUAGAAAAUUCUAAUUUUUGUGAGUACGAAACGUUCUAGCAUUAUCCCCAAAAUUAGCAAAUAUUGAAUUUCUAUUAGAACAGCAAUAACUAUAUCAACAGCAGCAUGAAAUAUCUACAAUAUCAAAACUAAUAACAAGAGGUUUAAAUGAAUUUCCAAAAUAUUUAAGAAAUUGAUCAAAUGAAAAGAGAGCUAAGAAAUAAAGAUUUACUGAUAUAGAAUCUUAAGGAGAGAUUAUUAUCUCUUGAAGACAAAGUUAGCAGCAUACAAAGAGAAGAGGUAAGAGAUAAGUCUCAGCAAAGAAUAAAGGAUGCCAUAGCCAAUUUAGAGUACAAACUAGAAGUCUUCCAUAAAGAAAGAGAAGAAAAUAAUCAAAAACUUUAAGAAAUUAGAUUACAUGGAAGCAGUUUGCAUUCAAGCAGUAGGUAAAGCGAAGAAAAUACAAAUAGGAAUAAUGAUUUAAGAAGGAGCUAGCAACUUUAGAAUGAAAUAGAAGAACUCGAAAGUCUUAUUACAAUUGUAGAUGGAGAUGAUUUUCUACUUCAAAAAUCAAUAAGAACACCAGUUUUUGAAGAUUUAGAUAAAGUAGCAGGUGAGGAUGAUCUUAAAAUUCUUGCUUAGGAUGGGGAUAUUUACUCUGAUGGACAAUAGGACAACUCUUGCCUUAUGAUGCUUGAAAAAGAAUGGCAAGAGCAAUAAUUACAAAAUACUAGCAAUCUCAAUAGUAACCAUGAUCACAGCGAACUAAUUGGGUAGUUUGAUCAAAGUAAAAACAUAGUAUUUUUCUAAAAUGAUAACGACACCACAUAUGAGGAGGAUGAAAUUAAUAAAAUUGCAAUGGGAGUAAGAACGAAAGACAAGUUUAUAAAAACUUAAAAAAUUGAAUUUUCUAAGGAUAAAGUCAUGGCUGAUAUCAUUCCAGAUAACUUAGUAGGAAUGAGUGGAAAGAUAAGAAAUGCAAUCAAUAACUCAAAUGGUGAUGUGAAGACAACUGGAAAUCACAAGAGAAAGGGGAGCUUCUCAAAGACUCUGAGCAAGACAACUUUGCUGAAUAAAAUUCGCUAGGCAAUAAAUAAGAACAAUGAUGGAAAGGACAAUACCACUGAUAAGAAUUAAAAGAAAACACCUAGAAGAUUCAUAGUGAAGAGAAGCUAAGAAAGAGAGGGGAAUGCUAACAUUUAAACGACUUAGAGCCUAAUUGCCAAGCAAAAGAUAACAAUGGUAAAAAAUUAAGAGCAAAUUAUAAAUCAAGAAGAGAUUCUUAGAAGCAUGAUUUCGUAGAAAGAAAAAGUAGCUGUGACCUAAAAAGAGGCUUUGAAGAAGGAGAGAGAAUUGAGUUAGAAAUUAAGAUAGGCAAUUUAAAAGAUCAAUUUUAAAGUAUAAACACAGGCAAAACAACCGUAGUAACUCACAAUUGACAUCAAUAAAUGA
Molecule: messenger RNA, 3597 nt
Organism: Stylonychia lemnae
Lineage: Eukaryota; Ciliophora; Spirotrichea; Sporadotrichida; Oxytrichidae
Source: the annotation of a GenBank genome assembly